UGAGGUUUGGGUUCCCUGCACGCCUUCAUCACGACCAGGGUAAGGAAUUUCAAAAUAAGCUGUUUGCUAAACUACAAGAAUACAGUGGGGUUAAGGGGUCCAGAACCACACCAUAUCACCCACAGGGGAACGGCCAGGUUGAAAGAUUCAACAGGACACUUUUGGCCAUGCUCAGAAACUUACCAGAGACUGCCAAAGCAGAUUGGAAAGCGUCACUUGCAAAAUUGGUUCAUGCAUUUAACUGUACUCGCAGUGAGGCCACGGGCUAUGCACCUUAUUUCCUCUUAUUCGGUCGUAACCCUAGACUUCCUAUUGACCUUAUGUUUGGCAUUACACCAAAAGAUCAAGGUUCAUCGCACAGCGACUACGCUGAGAAAUGGAGGGCAAGAAUGACUGAAGCUUACAAGCUGGCUUCCAACUCGGCAAACAAAGAGGCAUUGAGAGGUAAAGUCCUCUAUGACAGAAAAGUUCAUGGUGCAGAGUUGUCUUUUGGAUGCAGGGUGCUGGUUCGAAAUCUGACUGAAAGAGGUGGUCCGGGAAAGUUGAGAUCAUUCUGGGAAGAUAAAGUGUAUGUUGUGACACAAAAGAAACAUCCAGACAGUCCGGUAUAUGAGCUCAAACCAGAGAACGGCAAGGGACGUUGUAGGAUCCUGCACAGGAAUCUUCUGCUGCCAUGCGACUUUCUCCCUGUGGAAAAAGUGGACUUACCUCUGGAACCUGUAAAAAGGAAAAAGAGACACAACAAGAGCAAACACAAAGAGCAAGAACAGAGCUCAGAGGAUGAAAAUGAGGAUGGAUGGACAUCCAUUAUUGGACUACGACAAAGAGCCAGUGGACAUGGUGAAGAUCAUCUGAAUGUGGAAGCACCAGAGUUUUAUCCAAGCAACGGAGAAGCAGCAGAGAUGGAACACAAUGAAGACAAUGGAAUAAGACGAGACCUGGCAUCAGAUGGAGAAGAAAUCAGGGCAUCAGAGCAGGACACUGAGGUAUCUGACACUCAGAGUGAAGAGGGGUCUCCUGAAUCUGCACCCAGUGAUGAGGAGGAAGAUCCUGCUGAUCCUCCUGCCAUGGAGAAUAAGUAUCCUUUGAGAACAAGAAAACCAAAAAUGAUAUUUACAUAUCAUAAGUUAGGGCAGCCUACCAUGUCACAUGAUUAAGUGCAAAGAUAAUACAUAAGGAUAGAUUGAGCAUGUGUUAUGAAUAAUUUGCUGUUGUGUUCAGAGUAAAAGCAAAAUAUUUAUAAUCAGUUAACAGUAAAGUUAUACUUGAGCAAUGUGGAAUUACAGUUGUUAAUGUUAAACAAGUAAUGACUACUAAUUUGUUGGUUAAAAAGUGUAUGACACUAAGACAGACUUAAUCAAAGAAAGUGUACCACAUGUUGGCUUAGAUAGGAGGUUAUUCCUGUGUAAAGUACCUUACUCUCAGGGAAGAUGCAGAUAUCCUCGCUUAUAGCGAAGUGGCAGUGGGCUGUUAUCGUGCACAAAUACACCUGCUGCAGACAUAUGGCAUUAACAGGAGAUAUAUGUCAUAUUUGGGACUGUGGACAGUCAUGCAUCUUUAUGGACACAUAUGUACUCUGACUCCUUGGAAAUAACUUUCUUACAUGCCAUGCAUAGAUGUCACAUGUGGACUAUUGAAAUCAUAAUGUGGUUUGGUAAUAGAAUGUCAGGGACGACAUCACUUUUUGGAGGGGAGAAUGUGAGAAUAGCGUGUUAGAUAAGUACACCCCCCCCAUUUCGCCAUAAUUAGUUGAACAGUCAUUCUUCUUGUUUUUGUUUCAUUUUGUAAACAUUGUGCUCCAUUUACCUUUACACAGGCAUAGAAUGUAAUACAUGUAGUACUUAAUUUCCGCCACAGGGUGGCGGUGAUCUAUUGGUGCACUCUGUCCCGUGAAAGCUACACAUUUUGUAGAGCAGUGUUGAAACAUGGCGGACAGAACGUGUCUUAACCAAAUGUGUACUUUGCCUGUGUAUGUUUACAGAACUCAUUAAAGGAACUACUCUUCAAGUCACGCUUGAGUU
Gadus morhua (Atlantic cod) is the source of this 2021-nucleotide messenger RNA. RefSeq lists its product as uncharacterized. Gene Ontology annotation, molecular function: nucleic acid binding. Bases 168 to 1157 code for a protein of 329 amino acids. The transcript has 2 exons. Lineage: Eukaryota; Metazoa; Chordata; Actinopteri; Gadiformes; Gadidae. The record is from RefSeq and is a predicted model, not a curated record.